Molecule: messenger RNA, 4451 nt
Organism: Tricharina praecox
Lineage: Eukaryota; Fungi; Ascomycota; Pezizomycetes; Pezizales; Pyronemataceae
Product: Oxysterol-binding protein-domain-containing protein
Exons: 4
Coding region: 392-4312 (1306 amino acids)
Biological process (GO): piecemeal microautophagy of the nucleus; maintenance of cell polarity; exocytosis
Cellular component (GO): intracellular membrane-bounded organelle; membrane; nuclear envelope
Molecular function (GO): sterol binding; protein binding
Source: RefSeq, a predicted model, not a curated record
CGACAAGAAGUGUCUUGAUUAACCAUUCCCGAUCCACCUGCACCGUCACAUGUCUAAAGUCCAAAACAGCGCCCACAACAGCGCCCGCGAUUCUCAUGAUGGGUUGGCGAUUCUCAUGAUAGGUUGGCGAAGUGCCUGGGCGCAACGCCAUCUAUCGGCGCUACCGGAAUAGAGUAAGGCAGGUAAUAGGGUACCGCAGUAACUACUGAGAAGCAAGCUGGCUGGCUAACUGCCACCCUCCAUCCCAAGACCCCACCAAGAGAAAGAGAGAUAGAUCUCUAUCUCCCCUACACACCCAUAUCCUCAAUAUUCCCAGUAUCCAACUUUACGCCCAGUUCUAGUUCUCAGUACAGCAAAAAGGUUCCCGUUUAUCCUCGUUUCCGAACACAAAAUGGCAGACUCACCACCAUCUGUCGGUGAUGGCAGCAGCCCCAAACAUAAACAUCAAAAGGAUGGUAAACAUAGUCGUUCCAAGUCCGCCAUGGUCAGCUCGUUGCUUUCCGUGGGCUCCUCGUCGAAAUCAUCCUCCGGGUCACGAAUACACUCUCGAUCAAACUCCGUCGCCCCUUCUUCUACCUCGUCGCAGCAACAGCUUAACGACCCUACCGCCAUCACCGCUUCGAGUUCGACAGUGAAUAUCAAGCCGCCGUCCCGUGCUAGUACCAUCAGUAGCACCCUACUGCCCAUGAUCGACGGCAACGAGAGUGGGGGUAGCUCGCUUACCGGGUCCGGCGUUCUUGUCGGCGGCGGCGUAGGUGCGGCGAAGACGGUUGAGGAAACAGUGCGGACGUUCCGGUUGUAUGAAGCGCUGCGAAAUGGCGAUACCACUGCGAUACUGAAGGCCAUACGGGACAACACCGUGGAUGAUCCCAACCGGCGGACCUCCAUGAGCUCGUUGUCCGGUGGCGGGGGAGUGGACGUCAACAAGUCCUCAAUCUUACACCUGGCGGUACAGUGCGCCGAGUUGCCCGUUAUCGAGUAUAUACUUUCGACUACGACUUCGCACCCCGAAGGUUCUGGCGCUCCCCUGCACAAGCCGUACCUGGACAUCAACGGACGAGACCUGACAAAUGGCAACACGCCUCUCCACAUCGCGGCACAGCUGGGACGGGCCGAGGUCGUAACCCUCCUCCUCAGACAACCCGACAUCAAUGACUCUGUUCACAACUACGCGAACCGUACUCCCUUGGAGAUGGCGCGCAACCCGCAGAUACAUCAGAUGCUACAACUGGCACGGAGUAUGUACCUCGAGGACAAGAUCGACACACUACACAACCUCAUGAACACGCAGCAAUACGAGCAGCUCCAGGAACUCCUAGAUAACCCCCGCGUUCGGGGGCUACUGGAUCUCAAUACCCUCGAGCCGCCGGAUGCUCAUGGCUCCACGCUGCUGCACGAGGCGGCGAAGAGGAAGGAUACAAAGCUUAUCCAGCUGCUAUUAAUGCACGGCGCUGACCCGUUCCGAAGGGACCACAAGGGUAAGCUACCGCAAGAUGUCACAAAAGAUGAGAAAACUCGCGGGAUCCUUAAGAAAAGUCCUGCGGCGGUUGCGGCGGCAAGGGGGAUUGAGGAGAGGGCUGUGCUUGGUUCUGCAGCGGAACAUGCGCCGCCCGGACAUCAGGGUGGUGCUGGUGGGGAGGGAACACUGGGGAGUAAGGAGACGAGGGAGAUGAAAGGGUACCUGAAAAAGUGGACGAACUAUACCGGCGGUUACAAGUUGCGGUGGUUCGUGCUCGAGGAUGGCGUUUUGAGUUAUUACAAGAAUCAGGAGGACAUUGGUUCGGCAUGUCGGGGCGCCAUCAACAUGCGGAUAGCGAAGCUCCACAUCGAUCCGCAGGACAAACAGCGUUUCGAAAUUCACGGAAAAGGCAGUGUUAAGUACCACCUGAAGGCGAAUCACAUCGUCGAGGCAAAACGGUGGUACUGGACUCUCAACAACGCUAUCCAGCAAGCCAAAGACGAAGCUCGACUGGAGGAGCGGCGAAAGCGCCAGGAGAACGAAGUGAUGGACAGACUCAGAGAGCAAGUACAUGCAGAAGAAUCAGCAGCAGAGAGCGAUGCUGUUAGCGGCGCAGAACGCGGACGGCAAGGAAGCAUUGCAGCGUCUGAGCAUCUCCCCGCUCCGGUCAGUAAGCGUGUCAGUGUUAGGCAGAGCGCACGGGCAAGUGUUCGCGCGAGUAGCGGCGCAUAUGCCGGAUUUAGCGAUAAUUACCAGUCCGAUGCCGGUCCAUAUCCUCCCAGGUCUUACUCGGCACAUACAGAUGGCGAUCUGGGCGACGACGAGGAGGAUGCGAACGACGUCAACGACGAUUCGUCGUCUCACGGCCCCGCUGAUCCACCAACUACGGACGCCUUGAACCUUGCUGCGAAUUCUGCCAGGUUGCAGCUUGACCUAUUGUCGCAGGUCGCUUUGGCAUUACAAUUCGAACACGCGAAUAAUCCCGACCUUAAGCUUGGCGACUCGUCUUGUAUUGCUGCAAUGGCAAGCUACGAAUCCGCCGUUGACAGUUUGAAGCAGCUUAUUGGAGAUCUGCUGAGCAUGAGUAAAGAGCGGGAUGCCUAUUGGCGAUACCGGAUGGAGAAGGAGGUGUCAUUGCGCCGGCUGUGGGAGGAAAACAUGACCAAGUUGGCGGAGGAGCAGGAGGCACUCGAGGGCCAAGUUGUGGGUGAGCGCGAGCGAAGAAAGAAGACGAAGCGGGCGCUCAAGCGGGUACUGCGGAAGGAUAGCGGGAGGACAACCGGACACGGUGGUGCGGUUAUCCAUGACAUCGAGGAAGGCGGUGUUGAAACGCUUGACGAGAAGCUGCAGCGGCUAAAGCUUGACCGUCAAGGUUCCGCGAGGAGAAUCGAGGAAUCCUCCGACGAUGCGUUGAGUGAGAGCGAUGAGGACGAUCAAUUCUUCGAUGCGAUAGAUUCCGGGGAGAUGGAGGUGUUCUCGGAGAUGCCAUCCAAUGUGCCAGCCAGGGGUGAUGGCGAGCUCGAGGAGGAGGAGGAGGAAAUCGGGGAGGUUGAGGACGUCGGCGGAGAUCCGCGAAAGAUGAAGCUGGUUGCCGUCAAGAGGAGCUAUGUCGGUUAUGAAGAUCCACCGCGUCAGAAACUGUCCAUGGACGCCGAUGAUAGACCCAAGAUCUCUCUCUGGGGUAUUUUGAAAUCAAUGAUUGGCAAAGACAUGACCAAGAUGACGCUGCCCGUAUCCUUCAACGAGCCCACAUCUUUGCUGCAGAGAGUAGCAGAAGACAUGGAAUACACCGACCUCUUGGACCAAGCCGCGGACCGCCCCGAUCCCGCCGAGCGAAUGGUCUACGUUGCGGCCUUCGCAGCAUCCGAAUACUCGUCGACCAUCGGCCGAGUCGCAAAACCCUUUAACCCACUCCUCGGUGAAACCUUCGAAUACUGCCGUCCCGACAAAAACUUCCGAUUCUUCGUUGAGCAAGUAUCCCACCACCCACCCAUCGGUGCCGCCUACGGUGAAGCCGAGAAAUGGGAUUACUGGGGUGAGUCCGCGGUCAAGAGCAAGUUCUACGGCAAAUCUUUCGACAUCAAUCCCCUGGGCACCUGGUUCCUUCGUCUCCGCCCCGUCACCGGUGGCGAGGAACUCUACACCUGGAAGAAGAUCAACACGUCCGUAGUCGGCAUCAUCACCGGCUCGCCCACAAUCGACAACUACGGACUGAUGGAGAUAACCAACUGGACUAUGGGGGUGAAGUGUCUGCUGGACUUCAAGCAGCGCGGCUGGCGCGCCGCAAACGCAUACGAGGUUAAGGGCCGCGUUGUCGACGGCGACGGCACACAGAUGUGGUCCGUCGGCGGGCGAUGGAACGACAAGCUGUAUGCGCGGCUCUCGCCCGGUUUCGACGCGAACAUCUCGCCGCCGCCGACGAACACCUCGGCCGCCACGACGGUGACGCACGCGGCCAACCCCAGCGCCGCAUUCCUGCUGUGGGAGAACCACCCGCGCCCGCCGCUGCCCUUCUCGCUAACGCCCUUCGCGAUCACGCUCAACGCACUCCCGGACUCGCUGCGCCCCCACCUGUGUCCGACCGAUACCCGGCUGCGCCCCGACCAGCGCGCCAUGGAGGAGGGAGAGUACGAUUUUGCCGCUACGGAGAAGCACAGGCUCGAGGAGAAGCAGCGCGCGCAGCGUAGACAGAAUGAGGAGCAUGGUGUGGCGCAUGAGCCUCGCUGGUUCGCAAAGAAGACCUGCGAAAUCACCGGUGAGGAGUUCUGGCAGUUUACUGACGAGUAUUGGGAGAUGCGCCAUAAGGUCUCGACUGGUAAGGGCGGGUGGGAGAAGGUGCAGGAUAUCUUUUAGUCUGGCUGGAGCGGAGCGGGAUAGAGGGAGUACAUAAGUUAAUGAGGGAAGGGGGAGGGAGUAAACACAAAUUCCCCCACAUGCUCGCUCAGUAAUCACUCAUUGUAGAUCGUAGGGAAAUGAUGUUAUCCAAAGAUGC